This is a messenger RNA of Marmota flaviventris (yellow-bellied marmot), 3305 nucleotides long. The record is from RefSeq and is a predicted model, not a curated record. NCBI's taxonomy places the organism in Eukaryota, Metazoa, Chordata, Mammalia, Rodentia, Sciuridae.
CGUCCCGCCGCCCAUCAUGAGCGAGGAGAGCCGAGGGGACGGCCGCGCCGAGAGCGCCAAGGACAUGGAGAAACAGCUUCGGCUGCGCGUGUGCGUGCUCAGCGAGCUGCAGAAGACCGAGCGGGACUACGUGGGCACCCUGGAGUUCCUAGUGUCGGCAUUCUUACAUAGAAUGAACCAGUGUGCUGCAGCAAAGGUGGACAAGAAUGUAACAGAAGAAACAGUGAAGAUGUUGUUCUCAAACAUUGAAGAUAUCCUUGCAGUACAUAAAGAAUUCUUAAAAGUCGUGGAAGAAUGCCUACACCCAGAACCCAAUGCUCAACAGGAAGUGGGGACCUGCUUUCUUCACUUUAAAGACAGGUUUCGUAUCUAUGAUGAAUACUGUAGCAACCAUGAGAAGGCACAAAAAUUGCUUCUUGAACUUAACAAAAUAAGAACAAUCCGGACGUUUCUUUUGAACUGCAUGUUGCUCGGAGGAAGAAAUAAUACAGAUGUCCCCUUGGAAGGAUACUUGGUAACUCCGAUUCAAAGGAUAUGCAAGUACCCUCUGCUCUUGAAGGAGUUGCUGAAGAGGACUCCACGGAAACACAGUGACUACGUGGCAGUGAUGGAAGCCCUCCAAGCCAUGAAAGCAGUCUGUUCCAACAUAAACGAGGCCAAGAGACAGAUGGAGAAGUUAGAAGUUUUAGAGGAAUGGCAGUCUCACAUUGAAGGCUGGGAGGGAUCUAACAUCACUGACACCUGUACUGAAAUGUUGAUGUGUGGAGUCUUACUGAAAAUUUCUUCUGGAAAUAUUCAAGAACGCGUGUUUUUUCUUUUUGAUAAUCUUUUGGUGUACUGCAAAAGGAAACACAGACGCUUGAAGAACAGCAAAGCAUCCACAGAUGGACACCGGUACCUAUUUCGGGGCCGGAUCAAUACCGAAGUGAUGGAGGUGGAGAAUGUGGAUGAUGGCACCGCUGACUUCCAUAGCAGCGGACACAUUGUUGUUAACGGUUGGAAGAUACAUAAUACAGCAAAAAAUAAGUGGUUUGUGUGCAUGGCAAAAACACCUGAAGAAAAGCACGAGUGGUUUGAAGCUAUUUUGAAAGAAAGAGAACGACGAAAAGGUUUAAAACUAGGAAUGGAGCAAGACACCUGGGUAAUGAUCUCUGAACAGGGUGAGAAACUUUAUAAAAUGAUGUGCAAACAAGGAAAUCUGAUCAAAGACAGAAAAAGGAAAUUGACUACGUUCCCUAAAUGCUUCCUUGGAAGUGAAUUUGUGUCGUGGUUGUUGGAAAUUGGAGAGAUUCAUAGACCGGAAGAAGGUGUUCACUUGGGACAAGCAUUAUUAGAAAAUGGAAUCAUCCACCAUGUUACUGAUAAACAUCAAUUCAAGCCAGAGCAGAUGUUAUAUAGAUUUCGGUAUGACGAUGGUACGUUUUAUCCAAGAAAUGAGAUGCAGGAUGUGAUUUCAAAGGGCGUAAGAUUGUAUUGUCGUCUUCAUAGUCUGUUUACCCCAGUGAUAAGAGAUAAAGAUUACCAUUUAAGGACCUACAAAUCUGUUGUCAUGGCCAACAAAUUGAUAGACUGGUUAAUUGCACAGGGGGAUUGCCGUACCAGAGAAGAGGCAAUGAUAUUUGGCAUUGGACUCUGUGACAAUGGAUUUAUGCACCAUGUCCUGGAAAAAAGUGAAUUCAAAGAUGAGCCCCUACUUUUCCGUUUUUUUGCGGAUGAGGAAAUGGAAGGAUCAAAUAUGAAACAUCGACUUAUGAAACAUGAUUUAAAAGUUGUGGAAAAUGUUAUAGCCAAGUCACUCUUGAUUAAAUCUAAUGAUGGCAGUUAUGGCUUUGGGCUAGAAGACAGAAAUAAAGUUCCAAUAAUAAAAUUGGUAGAAAAGGGGUCUAAUGCUGAGAUGGCUGGCAUGGAAGUUGGGAAAAAGAUUUUUGCUAUUAAUGGUGACCUGGUUUUUAUGAGACCUUUCAAUGAAGUGGAUUGCUUCUUGAAAUCAUGCUUAAACAGCAGAAAGCCUCUAAGAGUUCUUGUGAGCACAAAGCCAAGGGAGACUGUGAAAAUCCCAGAUUCAGCUGAUGGGCUUGGAUUCCAGAUCCGAGGAUUUGGCCCUUCUGUGGUACAUGCAGUAGGAAGAGGAACUGUAGCCGCAGCAGCUGGUCUUCACCCUGGACAAUGUAUUAUCAAAGUAAAUGGAAUCAAUGUCAGCAAAGAGACCCACGCCAGUGUCAUUGCGCAUGUUACAGCCUGCAGGAAAUACAGGCGACCAAUGAAGCAAGAUUCCAUACAGUGGGUUUAUAAUAGCAUCGAGAGUGCUCAGGAAGACCUCCAAAAAUCUAACUCCAAACCUCCUGGAGAUGAACCAGGGGAUGCUUUUGACUGCAAAGUUGAAGAGGCACUUGACAAGUUCAACACCAUGGCCAUCAUCGACGGGAAGAAGGAGCACGUGAGUCUGACAGUGGACAAUGUCCACCUGGAGUACGGGGUUGUGUACGAGUAUGACAGCACAGCUGGGAUCAAGUGCAAUGUGGUGGAGAAGAUGAUUGAGCCCAAGGGGUUCUUCAGCCUGACUGCCAAGAUUCUUGAAGCCCUGGCUAAAAAUGAUGAUCAUUUUGUGCAAAACUGUGCCAGCCUAAAUUCUCUAAAUGAAGUGAUUCCUUCUGACCUUCAGAGUAAAUUCAGUGCCAUGUGCAGUGAAAAAAUUGAGCACAUUUGUCAGAGAAUUUCCAGUUACAAAAAGUUCUCUCGUGUGCUGAGGAAUCGAGCUUGGCCCACCUUUAAACAAGCCAAAUCUAAGAUCUCCCCACUGCACAGCAGUGAUUUCUGCCCUACCAACUGCCAUGUCAAUGUGAUGGAAGUUUCUUAUCCCAAAACAUCAACCUCUCUGGGGAGUGCCUUUGGUGUUCAGCUGGAUAGUAGGAAGCAUAAUUCUCAGGAUAAAGAAAGUAAAUCUUCUGAGCAAGGGAAACUGAGCCCGAUGGUGUACAUUCAGCACACCAUUACGACCAUGGCAGCCCCUUCAGGACUAUCUUUGGGACAGCAGGAUGGCCAUGGCCUUCGGUAUUUGUUGAAAGAAGAAGACUUAGAAACUCAAGAUAUCUAUCAGAAACUUCUGGGCAAAAUCCAGACUGCACUGAGAGAAGUGGAGAUGUGUGUUUGUCAAAUAGAUGAAUGAAUUAAACCACCUGAAGUUGCUAAGAAAACUAUUUUUAAGCAAUUGCAUUAUAUUUUUGAAUUGCCUUGAAACAUGGUAACAGAAGUUUAUAAUUUAGGAUGUCAUACUUUGCUUAAUCUAAUAAAUGUGAUUUUAUUAC